Lindgomyces ingoldianus is the source of this 2859-nucleotide messenger RNA. Its product is annotated as Nop14-like protein. Gene Ontology annotation, biological process: maturation of SSU-rRNA. Bases 1 to 2859 code for a protein of 952 amino acids. NCBI's taxonomy places the organism in Eukaryota, Fungi, Ascomycota, Dothideomycetes, Pleosporales, Lindgomycetaceae. The record is from RefSeq and is a predicted model, not a curated record. The transcript is spliced from 6 exons. Gene Ontology annotation, cellular component: Noc4p-Nop14p complex; small-subunit processome; nucleolus.
AUGAAGCACACUAGUGGCGACUGUGAAUGCCUGCAGGCGAUGAUGGAAACCACAUACGAGAGCAGGGGCUCAGACCGAGAAAUUCGAAAUCUUGGCACUCUCUCUAAAAUUCCGACGACACUCUCUUUUCAUGCUACCUUGCUUUCGCCGAUUCUCUUCUCACCGGCCCGGUUUUUGAUUCACAUAGUGAAGCCACUUGAAGCCCUCCUCUCCUCCCUCCGCGAACAAGGCAUAACGGGGCCGCAAAAAUCUAAAAAGCAGAAGAAAGCCCGCCAAAACGACAAUUCAGACGCGCGAGCUCAAAGAGCCGCCGUUCUAGCUGGCAUUCGUGAAUCCUUCAAUCCAUUCGAAUACAAAACCCUCUCCCGUCCCAAGAAAUUCGAAUAUACAACAAACAAACCCCAGGAUGCGAAAAAGGUGCUGGGAAGACCGGGGGUCACAAAGAGUCAGGGUGAGGAGACGAGGAGGAAGACACUGUUACCUGAGAUGAAUAGGAGGAAUAAAGUGGGAGGGAUUUUGGACAGAAGGAUUGGCGAGAAUGAUCCGAGUAUGAGCUUGGAUGAUAGGAUGAUGGCUAGGUUUGAGAGGGAGCAGCAGAGCAGAAAGGGUGCUAAUGUUUUUGAUCUUGAAGAGGCAGAUGAUGAAGUCGAGCUAACGCAUGGUGGGAGAUCGCUGAACUUCGAUGAGGAUGGAGAGGAUUAUGAUGCUGCAAGCGUGGAAGUAUCUAGUGAUGGGGAGGCGAGUAGCUUUCUGCAGCGAAAGAGACGGAGAGACUCUGAUGGAGAGAUUGAACGGGUUGGAGAGCCUGAAGAAGAACAGCCUGAGCGGAAAAAGAGCAAGGCAGAGGUCAUGAAGGAGGUCAUUGCCAAGUCGAAACUUCACAAAUACGAACGGCAACAACUGAAAGAAGACGACGAUGAGUUGCGAGAGGAGCUCGACAAGGACCUACCAGAUGUUCUCGUCGCGUUGCGUAGUCAUCUCAACAAGACUGCACCAACCCCCGAACCACCAAAAGACCACUCAAACAACGACUUCUCGAUGAACCCUGAUCGUGCUGCGCUACUUGCUGGGAAAGAUAGAGACGCGGCUGACAAGGAAUACGAUGCUAGAGUUCGCCAGAUGCUCUACGAUCAGCGGUCCAAGCCGACAGAACGAACUAAGACUGAGGAAGAAAAGGCUAAAGAGGAAGCUGAUCGUCUGAAAGAAUUGGAGGAGAAACGGAUGCGCAGAAUGAAGGGAGAGCCUGAUAGCGAAUCAGAGGACGAGCAAAAGCCGAGGGGUGAUGCGGAGAGCGAAGAGGAGGUUGUUACAGAUGAUGCGGCAGAAUUCGGUCUUUCAACUGUGCUGGUUCAGGGGAGCCGUCCUGACGGAGUAGAUGAUGAGGACGACUUUAUGGUUGAUGAUGAUCUCAUUGCUAGCGACUCUGAGGCCGAUAUUUCUGAGGCAUCGGACGAAGAAUCUAACCAGGAUAACACUAUGGGUGUAGAUGAGGACGAUGAAUUCUUGAGGGACAUCCUCCCAGCAAAGACCGAAUCUGGAAAACCUACGAAUGGCAUCCUCAGUAUCACAACGGAACCCAAGUCUUCUAAGCUGGCGUACACAUACCCAUGCCCCCAGUCACACGAAGAACUCUUGCAAGUAUUCAAGGAUAUUUCACACGGCGAUAUUCCAACUGUCGUUCAGAGAAUUCGUGCCCUAUAUCACGCGGGUUUGCACGCCGACAACAAGACUAAACUCGCAGACUUUGCUUGCGCGCUCGUCGACCACGUCUCCUAUUUAUCCUGCCAGACACCUUCCGCGCCUCUCCCUGUCAUUGAGACACUCAUUCGCCACAUCCAUUCCCUCUCUCGAUCGUAUCCAGUGCAGAUCGCCACUCGAUUCCGACAUCAUCUCAAGCAACUCCAAACCUCCAAUGACCCGACACCAGGAGAUCUCACAAUUCUCACCGCAAUUGGAUCUAUCUAUCCUACCUCAGAUCACUUCCACCAAGUCGCUACACCCGCCAUUACACUCAUGGCACGUUGGCUAGGCCUCACAACACCCUCAUCCACCAAAGACAUCGCCACAGGAGCCUACAUAGGCGCUCUAUGCAUCCACUACAUCCGACUCUCCAAACGCUACAUCCCCGAACUCAUGCGCUAUACCCUCCUCUGCCUGAAAUCCCCCCACCUAACCCCCACCCUCACAACCGCCCUCACCAAGAAUAUCCUUUCCUUAGCCGACCUCUGGACGCCGUUCCCAUCCUUCACCGAAAUAUUUUCGCCAACUCUCCCCAUUCUGACCGCCCUCUCUGGGCAAACGCACGCUAUACAGCGCCUCACCAUCCUCCUACGGCAAUCUCGUCUCCACCGCCGACCACAAACCCUACAUUUCCACCGCCCGCUCCCGAUAAAAUCCUCAAUCCCCAAAUUCGAAGAAUCUUUCGACCCGAACAAACACUACGACCCAGACCGCGAGCGUGCAGAAUCCAAGCGACUUCAGAAGGAGUACAAGAGGGAAAGGAAAGGUGCGCUGCGAGAGCUGCGGAAGGAUGCAAAUUUCAUUGCAAGGGAGAAGUUGCGGGAGAAGAAGGAGAAGGAUCGUGCGUAUGCUGAGAAGUAUCGGAAGUUGGUGGCGAGUAUACAGGAGGAAGAAGGGAGAGAGAAGAACGAUUAUGAGAGGGAGCGGAGGAAGAGAAAGAUGGGGAGGGACGCGGAUGCAUCCAUUUGCACGCAAAUGGGCCUCGGCGAAUUCAAUGGAAGUAUUCAUUAUACGAAUAUUUUGAUGUGCUACUGUAACAUGUCUAUUCUCAUACCUCGAGAAAUCUGGGUAUUUUCUAUAUCUAACGGCCGGCGGUUUCCAGAACCCAACUCCUACUGA